CGUAUGUGUACACGCGACGCAUCUCUCUCUUUGCUCCAAGGGUGUAGAAGGAGAGAGUUGGCUUGUGCGGGGGCCAGUCAUAGUCACUAGCUCGUGGAUAAGAACGUGUCAAGAUGGUCGCAGUAGGGAAGACGAGUGCCAUUGCGGCAGGGGUGUGCGGGGCCCUGUUACUCGGAUAUUGUAUUUAUUUCGACAGAAAAAGGAGGAGUGACCCCAACUUUAAGAACCGGCUGCGAGAAAAAAGAAGAAAACAAAAGAUUGCCAAAGAGAGAGCAGGCCAGUCAAGGUUACCAGAUCUUAAAGAUGCAGAGGCUGUCCAAAAAUUUUUCCUUGAAGAAAUUCAGCUUGGAGAGGAAUUAUUGGCUCAAGGUGAUUUUGAAAAGGGUGUUGAUCACUUAACAAAUGCAAUUGCCAUUUGUGGGCAGCCUCAGCAGUUGCUACAGGUUUUGCAGCAGACCUUACCCCCACCUGUAUUCCAGAUGCUACUAACUAAGCUACCAACCAUCAGCCAAAGAAUUGGAAAUGCUCAGAAUUUGUCUGAAGAUGAUGUGGAGUAGGAGAUGACACACAAGCUGUGCAGAAAAUUUCAUUUUCUUCACCACAGUAGAUUGUGGCCAUAAACAAUGCAAAUAAUGUUGACAGUAUAAAUAUAUUAAUGCAAAGAAAGAAUACAAAGGGUUAAGCCUUUUGGUUUUGGCUAGUAGGAUUUUAGUUACUGUGUUUUUGGAAAGUGUGUAUUUGAUAACAUUUUUGUUUUGUUAACACACUGGUUUAUCUGUAAAUGUUAUGUUUUCCUAUAAAAGAACUGGUCAAAAUGUACAUCACAUUCUCCUUUUGUUUUUGAAAAAGUGACAAUAAAAAAGUCCUCAUUUUC
Molecule: messenger RNA, 874 nt
Organism: Xenopus laevis (African clawed frog)
Lineage: Eukaryota; Metazoa; Chordata; Amphibia; Anura; Pipidae
Gene: tomm20.L
Product: translocase of outer mitochondrial membrane 20 homolog L homeolog
Exons: 5
Coding region: 114-557 (147 amino acids)
Source: RefSeq, marked validated